CUGUUAAAGGUCAUUUCAUCAAACACCGCCCUUAGCGCCUUUUAAAAAUAGGGACAAAGUUGCAGGAUAGAGCGCAGCGUGCCCCACGCCUUCCGCACGUUCCUCGGCACAGAACAGCCCUGGCGAGAACAGGGCCUGAGAAAAGUUAAUGUAUGAAAACUCUUUCUUACAGAAUACGGCUCAAAGGAGCGCAGAAAUAUUUUCUGGUUUUCCCCGCCCCGGAGUUCGGGAGGACGGAAGGCAGUGAGUGGCUCGGUUUGUGUUCCAGCCCGGGGCUCAGCCGUGUCCCUUCCACCGUGGGCUGGGAGAGGUUGAUCACUCUGCUCUUUAUGUUGUUUCCAAUUUCUUUCCUAUACAGCUUCAUUCUUGGACAGCGACCCAAGAAAACACAUCAGAAGGAAUGCUGGAAAUACCAUUGUGACAAAAACAAUCCAUCCUUCCCUUGGAAUUGUCUUUGUACAACAUUACGUUUUAGUGCUUAUAGUUCCUAGGAUCAAUUAAAUCAAGUUGUUUGGGAAGAUAAUCAGUAAUUUCAAAUGGCAGUGUGGGAAUGUCCAGACAUACAUGGGAAGUGAUGCAAUUUCCACCCUCAGUGCAAACACUUCCAUGAUUUCUGUGCUCAGCAGGUGUUAAGUUUGGUAUUUGAGAAGAUAAAACAGUGGCUGCACUUAACUGCUUCGCUUGGAAGUGAGGAUAGUGGUAGAUGCCUACUGCUCAUUUGUUACAAGCAGAAAGGAAAGCAUUUAGACAUUAAUUUUUUGCUAGCUGCCCAAAUUACAUAAGUCAUAUAAAGCAGCAAAAAAUAGUUUGCAGGCUCAAUAAUGUCUUUGUGUUCCAGAGAAAAGAGGCAAACUGGUAUCAGUGUUAAGAGUACUUUCUUUGUUCUCUCCCACCUUCAAACUAUUGGACUGUGUCUUUACAGGGCAUCGACUGACAGAUGUUCCUGGUUUGAAAAGGAAGAAUUAAAUGAGUGUGAAAAAACCUGGCUGCUGCUACUGAAAGACAUCAGUCAAGACUCAGAGUGCACAAACUGGGACACAGUGCCCAGCUUUCCAGAGUUCCUGGAAAAGAAACAGCAGGAGAAGAGUCCAGAACACCAGGAAGUCUUUACAGUUGGAACUAAGGACUUUCAGUGGGUGUCAUUCCCACCUUUUCACCAAGAAAAAUGUCUGAACCCCACGGAUCUGAGCUCCCAGCAGCCAGCACAGAGCCAGAGCAAUGAAUUACAUAAAGGCCAGGGCCAAGCAGAUAAACUGAAGAGUUUAUCAUCCACAGCUGAGAAAACCUGCAGGGGAACCAGUAGAGAUGAAGCCAGACCUGCAUGUGGAGCAGACACAGAAGGUGUUCCAGAGCUGGCUGUGAGCCCCAAGCCGUGUGAAGUCCCUGGGCACAGCAGCUCAGCACAGCCCUCAGCUCUGGGCCCUCAGCAGCAGCACACAGGGACUGCACAGAGCAGCAGGGCAGGCAGGAGAGAGCAGGGUGAGGAAAAACCUCAAAUCCAAACACACCAGGGGGAGCUUCCAGCAGGGGAGGGCACAGGGGUGCCUGCGGAGAAGCCUCAGCCCAGGAAUGCUCCUGAGAGCCACGAGGAGAAAAUGGAAAACCAGAGUGAAGCAUCUUCAGCUCUUGACAGCUGUCCCAUGUGUCUGAUGCAGUUCAGUGGAAGGCUCUCCCAGCUGGACAUCGAUGGGCACCUCGCCAGGUGCCUGUCUGAGAGUGCAGAUGAUGUCAUGUGGUGACUCCAGCACAGCACCCAGGCAAGGAUGAAGCUCUCUCAAAGGAACAGGAAAAAUGUGCCAGGAAGCACAUCCUUGUCUCUGACAAACCAGGAACUCAACACGAGGAUAAGUGCCACCUGCCUGUUUGGUUUUGGUUUGGUUUUAUUUUAUUUAUCUCUUUCAGAGGUCGGACACAGCCCAUUGCACUGAUAAAUAAUAACAGUCUGUGAACUUUUUCAUUAAAGUCUUUAAUAGAUGUGCAAGAAUAUAAAUGAUCUCAGCUGUUAUGGAUUAGUAUACCAUCUUCUGCACAAUUAAAACUGGUCAGCAAAGAUCCCAACUAAUUAAUUAUACAAAACUACAAGAACAUAUUUACUGUUUUACAAUCAUUAAAUUAGCUAGAAUUUUCAUUUACUAUUUCAAAUAAGACAACUAUAUAUCAUUACCAGAUCCAUUUGUAAUAUAUUAGGAUUUUUUUUUCCAAACCACACAUUUAAUUACAUCCUUCAUUUUCUUUUAUUUAUAAAACAAGUACUUUAUAUAAAAAAUUUCCCCUUCAUCAUGAACAGAACAUUAUUCAAACACUUGCACAUGAGCAACCAAACUUGUACCCAGCAAACUAUUUGGCAACACAGCAACAUUGUAAAUGCCUGUAAAUUCUUAAAUAAAAAUCAAAUAUUCUUUACAAUGUUUGAUUAGCAAAAUGUGUCUUUCUAUUCUUCCUUCCCUCCCUCCCAAAAUGUUCUGAAACCUGGAAAAAAAAGGUUUAAAAAAAAACCCCAACCCACAUUUCUAAUAUUUCCAGUUUCAAGUUCCAUGCCCUGGCAUGUCAAAGGACAGCUUGACCUGUCACAGUUCCUUUCAUGAGCUGCCUGCAGUCACUCUGAUCACUCCUGAUUAGCUUCAGUACCAGGGGAGUUCAAACCACUGAACAGGAAAUUAUUCGGGGGAAAUAAAACAAGAGGGAAAAGGGGAAAAGGA
Zonotrichia albicollis (white-throated sparrow) is the source of this 2699-nucleotide messenger RNA. The record is from RefSeq and is a predicted model, not a curated record. Lineage: Eukaryota; Metazoa; Chordata; Aves; Passeriformes; Passerellidae.